Messenger RNA from Coccinella septempunctata (seven-spotted ladybird), 1239 nucleotides. Its product is annotated as transmembrane ascorbate-dependent reductase CYB561-like. Bases 227 to 1024 code for a protein of 265 amino acids. NCBI's taxonomy places the organism in Eukaryota, Metazoa, Arthropoda, Insecta, Coleoptera, Coccinellidae. Gene Ontology annotation, molecular function: oxidoreductase activity. The record is from RefSeq and is a predicted model, not a curated record. The transcript has 5 exons.
UCAAACUGCUGUUACAAACAAACAAUAAACAGUUGUGACUUUCGAAAACUGCGUACAAAUGUAAAAAUUCCAGCGAUUUCAGGUGAACAACUCCAUCGAAACUAACCGCUUGAAGAUUUCGUGAAUUCUGAAUUUCCCUCUGAUCCGCACACCAUAUGCGAAUCGUUUGGGGUGGGAAAACGCCUUUCUAUCGAUCAAUUUUGCGACCUGUUGCAUCGGCUGACCCAUGAGUUCAGAAACGGAAAGUUUGCCGGAGGAAGAAGAACAAUCUACCAGUCUGUUAAGAAACACGCACAUGGAAGCCCAAGCCGAGCACGCCAAAAUCAAACGCUACAACACCCUGUACACCAUCACGACCGUCCUAGGGGUCGCUCUGGUCGUUUUAACCUUCAUAUGGCUCAACCACUACCUGGGAGGCUUCUCCCUGGACCAAACCAGCACCGAGUUCAACUGGCACCCUCUCCUCAUGGUCACUGGGAUGCUGUUCCUAUACUCCCAAUCGAUCUUGGUCUAUAGGACCGGAAGAAACACCAAGAAAUUCACCCUGAAGUGCAUCCACGCCGGUCUGCACAUAACGAUCCUGAUCAUGGCGGCCCUAGGGCUGAAAGCGGUUUUCGAUUCUCACAACUACGCUUCCCCGCCCAUCGCCAACCUGUAUUCUCUCCAUUCGUGGCUGGGAAUUUUGACUUUCGCUCUUUUCUGUGGACAGCUGGUCAUUGGUUUCACCACCUUCUUGUUUCCGGGAGCCAGCAAGGGUUUGAGGACAGCGGUGCUUCCUUAUCACGUGACUCUAGGAUCGGCAGGGUUCCUCAUGUCAGUCAUAACCGCAGGGCUGGGUUAUGCGGAGAAAGUCAUGUUUUUCCUGGGUGCCAACUACCAGAAGUUGCCGUUAUCUGGGACAAUCCUCAAUUUAAUCGGUGUAGUUACCGUCAUUUUUGGCCUACUGACUUUACACCUCGUCAACGAUGUCCAAUACGAGAGGGAGGAAGUGAUCGAAGAUGAGGUACCCCUGUCUGGAGAAUGAGCGAAGACUGUUGAAGGAACAAAUAUACAUAAUCGUAUUUAAUAUCGCUGAAUUGAAGACAAUACUUCAAUGAGUUUUUUGCGCGUUGUAUCGUUUGUUCGUUUCGGUGCUACUUAUAUAGUGAUGUUGAUAAAUCAAACCAAAUAUUUUGGUGCUAUUGUAAAAUAUAUUGUUAUCAUAAAUGUAAUUUUAAUGAAGUGUUGGUAGAGAAAGUC